ACGUUAUACAAAUUUGCGCGGGUUUGCUGUUGUUAUGGGAGGCUGUCAUCCGGCGGUUUCAUCCAGAAAGUUAUAAAUAAAAAGGUUUCUUGGGAAUCUUCACGUCGCUUGGAAAACCGAAAACAUGUCCAAGCGAGAGGCGUUUAUAGAGUCCGUCUGUAAGGAAAAUGUGGAGGACUUCCUCCGCUUCAUCCAGCUUCAUAAGGACAAAACGGAGCCUUUCGAUGUGGAGGAGGUGGUGCAGGAGAUGCCCAGAGACCAGAGACAGGCUCUGUGGAGAAAACUGGUCUCACUCCUUGAGGAUGUCCUGCAGGAGUUACCUCCAGAGCGUUGGGGGGAGGGCAGGGAGCAGGGCAGGGAGGACAGCAUGGAAGUGGAGUCAGCUGCAGACCCUAAACAUGUCAUGGCUGUCGUGGAUGGUGUGACAGUGGUGGCUGCCGUGUCCUCAAAGGUCCUGCAAGAUGGUGACACCUACACUGCCCUUCUGGAACUUGUCCACAGGCUACACAAUGUUCUGGUGUCGCUGCCUGUCUCAGAGGCACCUCUGCAGCACCAUAUCCACACACUGUGCGAGGCCUGGUGGAAGAAGGGGCUGAAAGAGAAAGAACAGUUUGGUCGCACAGCUUUCUUCAUCUCUCUGCAGAAGAGCUUCAUUUUGAAGAAACCAGGUACUGAGAUCCAAAGAGUCUGGAGUCUCCAUGAUGUGCUUUUGAGUCUGGACUACACAUCAGAAGACAACAAGCAGAUCAUUGACUUGUUGCUUCAGUGCUUUCACCGUCCUGUUUACAUUAGAAACGAUGACGGAAAGCGAUUCCUGGUAUUUCUUUUCAGCUGGAACGUAAACUUCAUCUGGGUUAUUCACGGCACCAUCAAAAACCAGCUGCAGUUUUAUAGCAAGACCAUGACUACUCAUAUUACAGAGGUCUACUUCAGAGCAUGGAAGAAGGCUAGCGAGGACUUCCUGGAGGAAAUUGAGAACUCAUGCAUUCAGGAUUUUAUGCAGAAUGCGAUCUUCCUUCAUAGAGCAUCUCCUGUCCACGCCAAAGUCCGACAGAUUGUGAGCUACUUCCACACAAGGAAGGGCUGUAACAAGGUGGAUAAGAUGCUCUGUAAUCUCUACAAGCCCAUUCUCUGGAAAGCUUUAAGUGCUCCAAACUUUGAGGUGCGCGCCAAUGCCACUUUGCUUUUCACUGAGGCCUUCCCAGUCCAUGACCCGGAGCAGAGCAACAAGAAUAUAGAUGAGGCUAUUCAAAAGCAGCUGGACACAGUGAUGGGCCUCCUUGAUGACCCUCAUCCCACUGUGCGCUCCAACGCUACCCUGGGAGUCUGUAAGAUCCUGGCCAAGUGCUGGGAGCUCCUCCCUCCUACAAUCAUCACAGACUUCCUGAAGAAGCUGGUGAUGGAGCUGGCGGCCGACAGCAGCUCCCCUGAUGUGCGGUGCUCGGUCUUCAAGUGUCUGACUAUUGUCUUGGACAACAGUCUCAGCCAUCCGAUACUGGAAAAACUCCUGCCCACUCUCAAAUACAGCCUUCAUGACAACUCGGAGAAAGUCCGCACAGCUUUCCUCGACACGCUGAUCAAGGUCAAGGCAGUGCGUGCCGCCAAGUUUUGGGACGUGUGCAACAUGGACCACCUGCUGGCUCGUCUGGCUGUCGACUCCCAUUCGGUUUCCAAGCGCAUCGUCGAUCUGCUCUUCAAGUCCUUCUUCCCCGUCAACGAGUCGGAGAGGGAGUGGUGCUGUCGGUGCAUCACCCUCAUUCAGAUGAACCCCAUGGCUGCGAGGAAGUUCUACCAGCACGCCCACAAACACACAGCCCCCACUAACAUAAUAAAGCUGAUGUUGGCCAUUCGCCGUGUGUUGAACAGCUGCAUCCAGACUGAGUGUGACGUGUCCGAGAUGAAUGAAAGCAACAAGGAGAACAGCACACAGGCUGAACCUCUGUUGGGGAAAGACAUGGCUGUCGUGUCCAGUCUGCUGGAGGUCGUAGUCAUCCUGUGGAGAAGUGUCGAAAAGGCCCUGAAACAAAACGAAGAGGCCCAGAAGUACACCUUUGCCAAGUUUGGAAAUGUCGUGGUCAAAUAUUUCCAGGCUUUUGAGGAUGAGCGAUGCACCGUUCCUCUCAUACAGCUGGCCUCAUUUAUGCCCCCAGCUGCAGUUCCAGCCUUCAGCUGUGGCGUCCUCUCCAAACUGAGGAGGAUGGACUCAGCAGCAGUGCCAGCACAGUACAGCCAGCUGUUAGACUGCAUGAGCAGCUGGGGCCAGACUGCAGACAUCCUCGAACUCAUCACUGACUGGCUCUCUGAGGCUCUGCCCAAGCAAGGGGACAAGGCAAACACCAAUCGAAAGGUGCGUAUCCAGGAGACAACGGAGGCCAAACCAGCCCUGGCACUGGCAUACCUGGAGUACCUGUUCAGCCACACUUCAACACGAGAGAAACUCCUGGCUUUUGGUCAGAGACCACUGAAGCAGCUCCAUACAGUUCUAGGAAACUGGAGGUCAGUGCUGUACGCUCACCUCAGCUCCGCCACAGAAGAUCCUGAAAGUCCCAGUGUGGAGACUGCACUGAAAGUCUUUAUGUACCACAGCCGUCUCGGUGCACAUCUGCAACAUUAUUCCUCAGAGGGUCGAGACUACCUGCUCUCUCUGGAACAUGUGGCAGCGUGGGUGGCUGAGAGGGUGUUGCCCUUCCUGGCUAAACGUACCGACGAUAAUGAUGAGGAGGAAGGUUCAGAGAGGUCGCAGCCACUGGCUGCACAGAUAACUGAGAGCUUCCUGACAGUGUGCCGAGACGUUUUACUUGUGGGUUUGGGCGACGACACGUUCAAGGGUCAAAUCCUGCACUUGUGCUCACUCACCCUCCUCUCAGAGGCAGGUUACCUGUGUAUUUCUGCAGUGUUGCAGAUUUUGAAGGAGGUGGCAGACAGCUAUGCACCCGAGGAGAACAACAACCAGGAUCAGGAUAAUGAGGAAGGCCCAACCACUGUCAUUCUGGGUGUUGUGGCCAACAUCUUUCAGAAGAUUAUAGAGCUCUUAGCUCGCCGUCUCAGGAAGGAACCAGAGGAGGGAAAACAGCUAUGUCAGUCAGCUAUUCCCAGCCUGACAGAUUUCCUCCAGGUGGCACAGACCUGGGACACGGUGCCUCUCUGCGGGGUUUUCUCCACUCUUUUCGCUGUCAUCAUUGUGGAGAAGAGACAUUUGCUUCAGAAGAUUACCCAUCCUGAAGAGGUGAUCGCCCCAGAGUCAGUGGAGGACAUGCCUCCUCUGUCCUGCAUUCUGCUGUCUGUCAUCCUCAAACUGCCCUCUCUUACCAGGGCAUUUUUGACAGAGGUCUGCUCAUCUUUUGAGUCUGAGGCCAUCAGCAGUCUGAAUGAACUGGCUGCCAUCCUGCACGUCUUGGCGGUCAUCAGGCGCACGGGGCAGACUAAAGCAGGUUUGAAGAGCGCAGCCACAUCUAUCCAGCAGCAGCUUCACAAACAUGCAGUCACAUCUGCAGACAGCAGAGAUAUACAGGGGGUUAUUUAUGAAUCUUCUGUGAAGACCUUGAAUGAAAUUCUGGCUUUAUAAACUGACCUCUUUGAUUUGUAUUAUCUGCUUCACAUUUAUAUUUCAUGAAGCUAAAGAGAGCGGUAUAAUGUCUGCUUUGCAGUCAGCAUAACAGACUUUCAGUUGCUUGGCAGAUAAAAAUGACAGGAUUAAAUAUUUCAACUUCACUGACCGGGCUUCUUAAAAGAAAAUAUGGUUUGGAUUGAACUCUAAAGCUGAGGACAAGUGCCUGUCUGUUGCCAUGUUUUUCCAGAUUGGCUCCACUUGUCUUUGUUUAUUUAUUUCUUGAUGGCACACAUUACUCAAGUCUUGUCUCUCAGGCUUUGUGCACUGAUGAUGUUAAGAAAUAUCGAUGGAGUCCUCCAGACUGCAGAAAUACAGUUUUUACAUUGAGUGGUAUUCUUCUUUAAAGCUUUCUCUUCAGAGCUCUGCACUCCACUUUUUUAACAAUGUAAUAUGAAAUGCAUAUAUUUUUUCAUGUUUCUCUGUCUGUGUUUAUGUAUCUGUUGGUCUGACAGUGUGUCAACUGUGGCGCCCUGCUAAUAAGAAUAAAACAAGCUGUAUCAAUCACCCAGAAUUUGAUGGUUAUU
Messenger RNA from Epinephelus moara (kelp grouper), 4134 nucleotides. RefSeq names its product non-SMC condensin II complex, subunit G2 (gene ncapg2). Bases 125 to 3565 code for a protein of 1146 amino acids. The record is from RefSeq and is a predicted model, not a curated record. Gene Ontology annotation, biological process: mitotic sister chromatid segregation. NCBI's taxonomy places the organism in Eukaryota, Metazoa, Chordata, Actinopteri, Perciformes, Serranidae. The transcript is spliced from 27 exons. Gene Ontology annotation, cellular component: nucleus; condensin complex.